This is a messenger RNA of Prosopis cineraria, 693 nucleotides long. RefSeq names its product disease resistance protein RPV1-like. Gene Ontology annotation, biological process: signal transduction. Lineage: Eukaryota; Viridiplantae; Streptophyta; Magnoliopsida; Fabales; Fabaceae. The record is from RefSeq and is a predicted model, not a curated record. Bases 1 to 693 code for a protein of 230 amino acids. The transcript has a single exon.
AUGAACCCAUCACCAUCUCUAGCAGCAGCAGCAGAAGCAUCUUCUUCAUUCUCAUCUUCCAAGUCUUCCUCCCUUAAUCCCAGCCCAAGUACCAGAGAAAAUAAUCAUGGUGUGCCCAUUAAAACCUUCCGAUCUGCAGAAGACAAUCGCAUGAAAUCUCCAUGGUCAUCAUCAAUAGCUUCAUCAUCUGCUUCCUCUUCAUCUUCUCAGACUUCCUCCGCCAACCCUAGCCCCAGCACCACUCACGAUGUUUUUAUCAGUUUUAGAGGUGAAGACACCCGCAACGGUUUUGUAAGCCAUCUCCGAGCCGCUUUUAGAAGGCGCGGUAUCAAAACCUACAUGGAUGAUUGCGAUCUCGAGAGAGGGAAUGAAAUUUCGCCCACUCUUUUAGUAGCAAUCAAGCAAUCCAAGAUCCUGCUCAUAGUUUUCUCCAAAAAGUACGCAAAUUCAAGUUGGACUCUGGACGAACUAGCCAAGAUAAUGGAAUGCAAGAAAAAAAGGGGACAACAUGUGAUCCCUAUUUUCUAUGGAGUCUCUCCGUCAGAUGUGCGACACCAGAGAGGGAGUUACGGAACUGAUUUGAAACGACAUAAGAAGGAGCGCAAGGCCGACAACCAAACAGUUCAAAAGUGGACGAUAGCCAUGACAGAAGCCGCCAAUCUCUCUGGUUGGGAAUGCUCAGGUUCUAGGUAA